UUCCAUCUUCUGAUAUAUCGCCAACCUACAGUAGGGAUGCUGAAUCUGAGUUUCUGCGAGGUGGAAAUAUACGCUGUACCGCUGGAAACGUCUUCUCCAAUGUCUUCUUCCACAACUACUACCAUGCCAACAACAUCCAAGACAUUGUCUACGACAAAAGUGACUACUUCACCAAUAGGUACAGCGUUCUGGGUCACUGUGUCCACUACUGCACAAACAUCCAACACAAUGGCAACACCAACAACAGCGACAGCACACCCAUCGGAAACAUCCACGCCUCCAUCUGGUGCAGCAGAGUCCCCCGAUAGCAGGUUCCCGUUACUGUACGUCAUUAUCGUGGGUGCUGUGGCUGCUGGUGUCGUCACUGUUGCGGUUGUUGCUGUUGCGUGUGUGAGGAGACGGAAAGGGAAAAGGCCCCAAGACAAGAACGCUGAAGAAGCAGUUGUGCCAUCUUAUGAAGAGUGCAUAGCGGAACCCGUCGAUCAUACUCGGUACCAGAACAUACAAAGCCACAGAACACUUAGAGGAUGGUCAGAUCAAGGAUCCAUUUAUGUUAACACGACAACAACUACCAGUCUUGAGAACAUUUCUGAAAACGAAUGCACCUAUGUCAACAACGAAUACGUUAAUGAUCAGAAUGUGUCAACAGGAACAUCAUGCUAUGUCAACGUUGGUUCUAAUAAUCAAGACAUCGGUGAAGCGGGAGAAUCAAUCAUGUAUGUUAAUACUAAUGAUUUUAGUCUGUACAAAAAUACCCCAAAUAUCCUCACUUAAGAUUGGUGCCUGCUGUCGUUCAGGUGAAAAAUAACUCGCAUGGAGCUAUUAACGUUGCGGUAUCUUCCGUUAAGACCAUCAUAUUCUAGUACUUUGCCCAUAUGGGCGAGGGUUAUGGAAGGACAAAUUAGAAGUGAUCACAUUUUCGAACACUUAAAAUAAUUCAUUGACAUAAUGUUUUUGGAAGUGGGAUGUUUUGGUUUUUCGAAUCCUAAUCCAGCCCUCUGUGACAACCACCAAUAAUAACUUAAUGAUUCAAUAUUCAAAGUUCAAAACACCUUAGAGUCAGUAGAGGCCAGAUCUGGUGAACCUCGACGAAGAGGUUCGUUCCAACAACACCGCACAUAAGUGUGACAACGUCCCGCUAAUUCUGUUUUAGAACUCCUUUCCAUCACAUGUUCAUGCACUCAUAUAAUACUUAUAAAGCUUAAUAAAAUGGUAAAAGUGGUGCGUUUGUACACGGUACCAUUUAACGAAAA
Messenger RNA from Haliotis rubra (blacklip abalone), 1253 nucleotides. Its product is annotated as mucin-5AC-like. The coding region runs from base 37 to 774 and encodes 245 amino acids. NCBI's taxonomy places the organism in Eukaryota, Metazoa, Mollusca, Gastropoda, Lepetellida, Haliotidae. The record is from RefSeq and is a predicted model, not a curated record. The transcript is spliced from 4 exons.